Molecule: messenger RNA, 6924 nt
Organism: Clarias gariepinus (North African catfish)
Lineage: Eukaryota; Metazoa; Chordata; Actinopteri; Siluriformes; Clariidae
Gene: nisch
Product: nischarin
Exons: 21
Coding region: 163-4377 (1404 amino acids)
Cellular component (GO): cytoplasm
Molecular function (GO): protein kinase binding; integrin binding; phosphatidylinositol binding
Source: RefSeq, a predicted model, not a curated record
UCCAGCCUGUGUCUGUGUUCUCUGCUCGAAUCACAACAGUCAUGGACGGGGACUGAAUGUUUUCUUUGCACAUUUCAGCUGACAUUUCUGCAUCAGACGUUGUCAUUGUCCGGGUUCAGGUUUUUGUAUGAUGGUGUAGCAGAAAAUUGUAACCUGGGGAAAAUGGACUGCGAGGGGUUUACGGAGCAAAACACAGAAAGAAGUGUUUGCAUCGUUGGAUCGGAACUGGUGGAGAACUACACGGUUUAUAUAAUCGAGGUGAAGGUUGGGGAGCACCGGUGGACUGUAAAGCAUCGCUACAGUGACUUUCAUGAACUGCACGAAAAGCUCACUUCAGAGAAGAAGAUUGACAAACAUCUUCUGCCGCCGAAGAAGAUAAUUGGUAAAAAUUCCAAAACCCUUGUGGAAAAAAGGCAGAAGGAGCUGGAGGUGUAUCUGCAAACGUUGCUCAGCCAAUUCCCUGUAGCGGUCCCGAAAGUUUUAUCUGACUUUCUGCACUUCCAGUUCUAUGAAAUCAAUGGCAUCACUGCUACCCUGGCAGAAGAUCUGUUCCACAGAGGUGAGCAGUUGUUAGUUGCGGGUGAAGUUUUCCUCCUGAGGCCGCUACAGCUCUAUGCCAUCACCCAACAGCUGAAACUGGCCAAACCCACCUGUGCUAAUGGAGAUGCCAAGGCAGAUCUUGGCCACAUACUGGACUUUGCCUGCAGACUCAAAUAUCUCAAGAUCCCAGGGACAGUAGGAGUUGUGGGCACCAGCAAUAUUGCAGAACACAGCCUGACAUUUGACCUUUCUGUUUUUAAAUCCAUGCUCCAGAUUGAGAUAAAUGAUUGCAGUUCAGGACAGAUAAGAGGACUUCCUGUGUUAAAGCCCACUCUGGCUACACUCAGUAUUCAUCGCUCAGCUCUGUCCAUGAAGGAAAUGUUAGUUCCCGAAGCUGCUGAGUUUGCCCAGUGGGAACCCGAAGGCUUGGACAUCGAUGGUGCAGUGACAGCAAUCAUUCCCACUUGGAAGUUACUAACCACCUUGGACAUGAGCCACAAUAACAUCAGCUGCAUCGAUGAGUCUGUGAAACUGAUUCCUGCAGUUGAAUUCCUUGAUCUUGGACACAAUUGCAUAUCACUGGUGGAAAAUAUACAGUAUCUGUACAAUCUAGUGCACUUGGACCUGUCCUAUAACAAGCUCACGGUCCUCGAGGGUGUUCACACUAAACUAGGCAACAUCAAGACCCUGAAUUUGGCCGGGAAUCAACUUGAAACCCUGUCUGGUCUCAGUAAACUUUACUCUCUUGUGAACCUGGACUUGAGCAGUAACAGAUUAGCACAGUUGGAUGAAAUAAAGCACAUCGGAAUGCUGCCCUGUUUGGAAAAACUGUCCAUCGCCAACAACCCCAUGUGCAUUAUUCCUGACUACAGAACAAAGGUUCUGGCGCAGUUCUGUGACAGAGCAUCAGAGGUUUGCCUAGAUGGUACAGUAACCACUGAGAAGGAGUUGGACACUGUUGAAGUGCUGAAAGCCAUUCAGAAAGCCAAAGAAGCGAAAGACAGAAUGGCAAACUCUGAUAAAAAGAUUAGUGAUGUCCCCAGACGGACUGAUGCAGGGCUAAAUCCCUCAUCCUCCGGCUCUGUCACUGCUUCACAGUCUUCCUCUUCUUUUUCCUCUUCUUCGCUUCACUGUGCCAGCUCCAGCCAAGAAAUAGCCUGCAAAGACGAUGCCUUUCUUACCAAAGAGAUAUUGACUCAUGUGGAUUCUACACUUACCCAGCGAUGCUGUAAUGACCUCCCCACAGCCUGUGAGGCCACACCUCAGGUGAGGACUCAACUUACUACCGGUUCAACUUCUGAGAUCAAUUCUGAGGAGAAACAUGAAAAUUCUGGCUGCUUUUACUGUGAAGAAAACCAGGAAUCCUGGACCAGCAGAUGCUCCACACCUGUACUACCCUUCUGUUAUUUGUCCUACACCACCACGAAUUUGGACUUCAUUACUCGGCUUUCUGAUUUAAUCUGGCAAAAACAUAUGGAGAAUAAAACAUCCAUUGAAUGCAGGACCUCCUCUGUGGAUGUGACUGAGCAGGGCAGUCCUGACUCUGGAGGCAGUUACUUUGAGAUGGGCCCAGAUCACAAUGAUGAGAUCAUGGGUUGUUCUUCCUCUUCCACACUUCUGGAUAAUGAAUCUGAGAAUGUGGAAAGCUCAAGCAUUCAGAUCAGUCUGAUAGUGUGGUCUCACUGCAUCAGUGUGGGCCAAGAUGGAGGUCUGAAUCAGAUACCGUGCUGUUUGGCUGCAACGGAUAACGCACUGGUGGUUUUUCAGACACGGUCCAAAGAGAAACCACAUAACUUGGACGAGCUAAUGGACAGUAUUAAAGUAGCACUGAUGGUGCCAUAUUCAGACAUUGAGGCAUUUCGGUUUGAUGUUCCAGACACUUGCGUCUUCUUAAGGACAAAGUCUAGCACCAUGCGGUGUUUCUUUUUCUCAGAUGGACAACAUUUGAAAGAGAUCCAUUCCCAUGUGAACUUGCUUCUAGAUAAAAAACAAAUUGAAAGUAUCAGUGAACAGUCUAACAUCCAGUUGUUUAUUCAGCAGUUUCUAAAUUCUUGGGAAAUCGAAGAGAGUGAUAGCGGAGUAAAAGGUGGAUACAUAGCUCACAUUCUGGACCAUGCGUCAUUGCCCCCACAAAGUCAAAACAGCUCUAUUCCCUCGGACAUUUUAUCUCCAGUAUAUGAAAGCCACACUUCCAUCCCAUUACUUUUGUUCCUCACAGCACGACAUCUCUGCGUGCUUAAGGUUGAUUUCAUUGGCAUGGCAUCAAAACCCAACGGAAAUUGCAUACGUUCCUGUACCAAGUUCACCAGAAUUCCACUGGCAUCUACCUUACUGAACCCCAAGAAAAGUCGAACUGGACAAAGCAGUUCAGCCACCCAUUGUUUUUGUGAUGGCCAUGUUUUAGAGCUCAUGGCAGGGCAUGCACACCUAGCUGUCAUUUUUGCUCUCCCCCAUGACAAGUUUCUGUUUCUGAAGCAGUUUGCUCAGUUCCGUGCCAGCCUUCGAGAUAUCAAGACCAUCGCGCUUUUGCAGACGAGUAAACGCCAACUGACGGCAAACAUUGCAAGUCCUAGCAAAGCUACAGGGAAAAAGAGUGUUCCUCAGGACCCACAGAAACCCCAUUUAACCUUGUCUCUGGUCAACCCUGGAGACUCGCUAAUCCAGCAGCUGUCGGAUGAAAACCAGUGUCCGUCCCACCUAUCGCUGUCUUCAGCCCUGCGUCACCUGUCCUUAUUGAGGGGCAAGGAGGUUCUAAUUUUCUUCCAUGACAACAUCGCAGAGGUGGAGAAUGAAGAGCUAAAGCACAUGCUUUGGACCUCUGUGCUUUUCUACAAAUCCCCUGAUGUGGAGUUGACCGCCUGCGUUAUGCUGUCUACCAAAGCUGUUUACUUUAUCCUGGAUGAUGCUGCGUCCGCACUCAGCGAUCAAGCUUUGAUGUGGAGUUGGCACCCGUCAGACCACAAGGACACCGAUUUCCUUAUCUCCUUUUGCUUUGCGAUGAAACUGAAUGAGCUCCAGAGUGUAAAUGUGGGACUGUUUGACCAGUACUUCAGAGUGGUGGGUUCCUUUCCAGAGCACAUCAUCUCAUGCCUAACCAGAGACAGCUACAGCACACACCACUUUCUCCAGCAGCUGAUGAGUGUGCUGUCUUUACUGGAAAAAGCACCUUCACCAGAGCCUUCAGACCAAGACUUCUACACGCAGUUCGGCAAGAAGAGCACAGGCAUAAUGGAGAACUACGAGCUGGUGCACUCAAGCCGUGUGAAGUUUGUCUACCCGAGUGAGGAGGAGAUCGGUGACUUAACCUUCAUUGCGGCGGAGAGGAAAGGACCUCAAGGACCUACCCACUCGUUUAACGUCCUCUUCUACGCGCUGGUGUUCCAAGUUCAGAGCGGUCUGGGUGCGGGAACUGAGCUGCAGCCCAAGAGUCUCGUUCUGAGCAGCACACAUGUCUUCCUACUGGAUGAGGACUACAUCAGCUACCCGUUGCCCCAGUUUGCCAAAGAGCCACCUCAGAGAGACAAAUACAGGCUCACAGACGCCCGCAGAAUACGAGACCUGGACCGUGUGCUCAUGGGAUACCAGCCGUACCCACAGGCGCUCACACUGGUCUUUGAUGACGUGCCUGGACCUGAUCUGCUGUGCCAUCUGACCAUGGACCAUUUCUCUGAUGAGAAGGAGAGGAAACGGAUGCAGGGUGGUGAUGGAGCUGAGAGCGAGGUACAGUGGUGUAUUUUUGUCCCUGGCGCAGACAGCAGGGAGAGACUGAUCUCACUUCUGGCUCGCCAGUGGGAAGCGCUGUGCAGCCGGGAACUUCCACUGGAGCUUACGGGCUAAUAGAGGCCCAAAGGUAAUUAAGGAAAAAUAAAGACUAUGUCUAAUAAGUGACUGGGUGUCUUAGCUUCAGUUUUAGUCUGAGCUUUAGUUUUCUUUAUGAAGUCUUUAAGCAUUCAGCAUCAGGCAAUAUGACAUAAUAUUGACAUAUAUAUCUAUGUAUAUGACAUUAUCACAAAAUGAUGAUAAUGACGGUCAACAAAGUUGAAAGUGACAGAACACACCAGCAUAGCACCUGUGCACAUCUGUGCAUUUAACAAAGGGUAUACUACUUACACAUAAACAGCUAUAGGAAGAAAGAAAAUCAUAACAUCAGAUCAGCUACUUUAAGUUUGUUGUCUUUGCUGUUUCAUGCUACCGCAACAUCACUAACAUCUAAAUCUUUUUUUUAAACAGUUGUUUAUUUACAGCGGCAGUAAAACCAUAAUUACUGUUUCAUUGAACAUGCUAAACUGGGAACCUGAUCAGGAAAUUUGAAAGACAUCCAAAACACAAUGUCCGCCAGUGUCAUCAUGACUUUUAGUGCACAUGACUGCUCGUUCUGCCAACCUGAGGGGAAAUUAUACUAAACUAGCUGAUUUACUAGUUUUCUUUAAAUGAAACAACAUAUUUAGUCUUUCAAGACCUACUUGUACAAAUAACCUGAAGAUACUUAAAACAUCAUUAAAAAACAAAAAACAAAAAAACACUGGCCUGAAACAUGAAUUUAGUAACUCAGUCACUAAUCGUCUGUACAGCUUUAUCCUGUGUACAUGGACACAGGGGACCUGGAGCAAUUUGGGAACACCAGUUAGCUUAACCUGCAUGUCUUUGGACUGUGGGAGGAAACCAGAGUACCCUGAAGAAACCCAAUAAGCACCGGGAGAACAUGCAAACUCCAUGCACUCAGUCCACAGGCGGAAGUCGAACCUAGAACCUGGAGCUGCGAGGUGACAGUGCUAACCACUAAGUAAAAAGUUAAUUAAUUUAUUAAGGAAGUAGUAACUUCUUGUCCAGCAUGCUUGUCUGUCAGACUUUUUAAAGACAAACAAUGCAGGGCAUUUAUGAUCCUGGGGCGGGGAUUUUGUGAACGUGGCCGAGGGGGAAUUCAAUUUUAUUUAUUUAUUUAUUUAUUUUUUCCCCAUUAAUUGGAUUGAGUUGAAGUUGAAGACUAGCAAAUUAGUCAGAUGAACUUGCUAUUUAUGAUGUUAAACUACAUUAACUAAUUUUAAUUCCAGAACAUCGGCUAAUCUAAAAAUACAGAUGUUAAGGAUUUUUUUUCCUUCAUUUUGUUAAUCUACUUUAAGCAGGGCCAGAUCAAGACCUUCAGUGAAAUCAAUUAUGCAAGUAUGCUCUUUUUUUGAAUGUCAGUUUGUUGCAUGAACAACCAUCACUAAACUACCUAAAUUUUUAGAAUGUUUGCUUAUUUUGCUACUACAAUGUAUAGUUUUGACAGUCUUUUAAUACUAACACUACCUGUGCGGCAAAGAUAACAACUGAUAAUAUCAUAACCACUGUUUUGUCUGAGUCUCAGUAACUGAUCGUCUUAGAUAAAAUAGAAGGUGCAACUAACAAUGAGGGUCUUCUGUUUGCUAAAGUCCAGAUGCUCCAAAUCCAUUUUCUAGAGCUGCAAAAAAUGCUGGAUAACAGAAAAAAACUUCAAAGGGAAAACUAAAGCUAAAAAAGCUGAAGCUAAAACAUUGGAUGUGGUUAUCCUCAUGUAGUUCAAAGGAAGAAAAAGAAAAAUCCUCCCAGCUUAUACACACAAACACACACACGCACACACACGUUCUUUGUUUCAUUUUUACUUACGCUUUCAACACAAAGCAUCCUGGGAAGUUUUGUGUAGAGUCCACAAGAGUAUAAUAUUUUCUUUUCCGUAUCAGCCUUCAAACUUUGCUGUUCUUCUCACACUGCUUAUAUUUUAUUUACUUGCUGCUUUGUACAAUCUACCGAAUGUAAAUUACUGAACAGAAUAAUGUGUUAUUAAAUGUUGUAUUUUAUUAGAAAUAUCAUAAAAAAUGUAUGUUCCGAGUUGAUUUUAAUUAUUGAAUGGUUUCAUAUGAUUUAUGUUUUAAAGCAUUAUGUCUUUUUAAACAGUCAUUUUGAGUUGUACAGGUUGUACAUUGUGGUUUACAAAAAUAGAACAUUUUUUGUCAUGCAUUAAUGAAUUUGAUUUUAUGCCAUUAUUUGCCUUGGACAUUAAAAGCAUGCACUUUUGGAUUUAUGUUGUCCCCCCCCCGCUUUUUUAUUUUUCUUUUUAACAAAAAUAAAUGUAAUUAAUCCGAAUGUGUCCUGUGUAAACGCUUCAUUUUGGUAUGUUAAUGUUAUUCUGUACUGUAAAGUGGCUGUUCAGGUAGGUGCAUUUGAUAAACUUGAUCUACCUGUAUUACACAAUGUUGAGUCCAAAUAAUACUCCAUGUACUCUGAACAACUAAAAUCUGUAAGGUGCUUGAAUCCGUAUAAAGAGGAAGAUUUACCCAUACCGUAUAGCACCCGGGUACCAUCAUUUCCCCUGCAACUAAGUGAACCCAGCUGUCACAUGAUGUAAAAUAAAGCAAUUUAUCAGAC